UGUCAUUACUGACUUGACUACAGCUGAAAGAAGAUUUUACAAAAUGGCGGAUAUUAAAUUAACCUAUUUUAAUGUUACUGGACGAGCAGAAAUAUCAAGAUUAAUUCUAGCAUAUGCCGGCACAAAGUAUAUAGAUGAUAGAACCAGCAAGUUUCAAUCUCUGAAACCUACUCUACCUUACGGUCAACUUCCAGUCCUUACUUACGAUGGAGUCACCAUUGCUCAGAGUAUAACUAUUGCAAGGUUUUUAGCCAAUGAGUUUGGGUUGGCUGGCAGAAACAACCUCGAGAAAGCUGAGGCUGAUGAGAUUGUUGAUGCUCUUGUAGAUAUUCAGAAUGCUGGAUACGGUGUCAUGUUCUGCAAAGACCCAGAAAAGAAGGAUAACCUCUUGGAGGAAUUCAAGGUAAAAGCUUUGACUGGUCUUACCCAGCUGGAAUCUCGUCUGAAGUCACGUGGUGGACAAUAUUUUGCUGGAAAUCAGCUGACAUGGGCAGAUCUACAGCUGUUCAAUAUUCUGGAGUUCCUCAAGGCCCUCCUGCCUGAACCAGCAGAGAACUUUCCACUGCUGAAAAAUCUUGAAACUAGAGUCGGGGAUUUUCCUAACAUUAAGAGAUGGAUAGAAGAAAGACCAAAAUAAUUGAAUAUUUCAUAUGUGCUCUGAAAUUCCAUUAUUUUUUAACACAAUAAUGUAAUUAACAUUUGCGAUAAUUGAACUAAAUAUAUUGAUUUGAGUUAAAUUUUUCUA
Messenger RNA from Eurytemora carolleeae, 745 nucleotides. RefSeq names its product glutathione S-transferase 1. The transcript is spliced from 3 exons. Gene Ontology annotation, biological process: glutathione metabolic process. Gene Ontology annotation, molecular function: glutathione transferase activity. Bases 44 to 637 code for a protein of 197 amino acids. NCBI's taxonomy places the organism in Eukaryota, Metazoa, Arthropoda, Copepoda, Calanoida, Temoridae. The record is from RefSeq and is a predicted model, not a curated record.